Messenger RNA from Verticillium nonalfalfae, 570 nucleotides. RefSeq lists its product as uncharacterized. The record is from RefSeq and is a predicted model, not a curated record. The transcript is spliced from 2 exons. Bases 1 to 570 code for a protein of 189 amino acids. Lineage: Eukaryota; Fungi; Ascomycota; Sordariomycetes; Glomerellales; Plectosphaerellaceae.
AUGUCUUCAUAUUACCACUUCAACCACCACGCACAACCUACCCCCGCCGUUCCUGGCGCGUCGCACAACCACCAUGGCGGGCGCAACAGGAGGGCGCCGAGGCUGUCUGUGUCCCAGAACUCCCACAAGCAGUUCCGCGGUGUCCGCAGCAUGAAGGAGCUCAACGAGUCUGCUGUCAUCAACGCCUUCCGCUCCAAGUUUGAGGUGUCGCGCUCCUUCGACCUCGAGGACGACAUGGAGUUCUGUCCAGCUCUGCUCACCGAGACUGACCUGGUCUCCAUUCACAGCUCUUCUGAGCGCUCCUCACUGGCCAGCAACUCUCCUGAGUCUUCCCCCACCCAGCAGCCUCAGCAAGUCGCUCCCGGCUUCUCCCUCAACUCCAGCUCGCCUCCCUUCAACCCGGCCACCUACCAGGCCCAGCAGUCCACCAUGAAGAUCCACCAGCCUGCCGCCACGCGCACCCGCAACGCCAUUCCCAUCAUCAACCCAGCCACUGGUAUUACCAUGUCCAGCCCGCCGCCCUCGGUCUCGCCCGGUCGCAUGCAGCAAGGCAUGGGUCGACGAUGGUAA